Thermochaetoides thermophila DSM 1495 is the source of this 1395-nucleotide messenger RNA. Its product is annotated as pyruvate dehydrogenase kinase-like protein. Gene Ontology annotation, cellular component: mitochondrion. Lineage: Eukaryota; Fungi; Ascomycota; Sordariomycetes; Sordariales; Chaetomiaceae. The transcript is spliced from 3 exons. The coding region runs from base 1 to 1395 and encodes 464 amino acids. Gene Ontology annotation, biological process: protein phosphorylation; regulation of glucose metabolic process. The record is from RefSeq and is a predicted model, not a curated record. Gene Ontology annotation, molecular function: pyruvate dehydrogenase (acetyl-transferring) kinase activity.
AUGUCGUGGAAGAGGUCGGAGCGCUUGAUGGAAAAGAUCCGUCACUAUGCCAGCUUUCCGGCGACCGGCGUCAGUCUGCGCCAGAUGGUCCAGUUCGGCGAGCGCCCGUCGACUGGUAGGGUUCCUACUUCAUCUUCAUCAUCAUCAUCAUCAUCAUCUCUAUUCAAUAUCUUCCGCACACAGUCUCGGCAUGCUGACGCUGCCACCUGCCCAGGCACCCUCUUUCGCGCCUCCAUGUUCCUGGCCGAGGAGCUGCCCAUCCGUCUGGCUCAUCGCGUCCAAGAGCUCGAGGCCUUGCCGGAUGGCUUGAGCGAGAUGCCAUCCGUUAAGAAGGUCGCCGAUUGGUAUGCACAGUCUUUUGAGGAACUCACCUCCAUGCCGCGUCCAGAACUCUCGCGCGAAGUCCGCGAGCGCCUGAUGCGCCCAGCCAAAGUCUCCGGCAAGAACACGUGGCUGGAUGAGCCGACGCCGAACCCGAGUAUCGAGGAGGGCCAGUACGUGUGGAACGGCAACGGCAAGAUGCGGCCGCUGACCACCCGCCGUUACUACGCCAUGGUCGAUGACAACGGCGACUGGCCGCCUGAGCUGCAGAUUUACAACCAAAAGUUUGCCCAGACCCUGCACCGCAUCAAGCGCCGCCACGACGGCGUCGUCACCACCAUGGCCCAGGGCAUCCUCGAGUGGAAGCGCAAGCGGCAAAGGCAUCUGAUCGACAAUAACAUCCAGGCGUUUUUGGACCGUUUCUAUAUGUCGCGUAUUGGCAUCCGUAUGCUCAUCGGCCAGCAUAUCGCCCUGACAGACCAGUCACACUACCGCGACCCCAGCUACGUCGGUAUCAUCUGCACCAAGACCUACGUUAAAGACUUGGCUCAAGAGGCGAUCGAGAAUGCGCGGUUUGUCUGCGAAGACCACUACGGCCUCUUCGAAGCCCCCAAGAUCCAGCUAAUCUGUGACCCCAACCUGCACUUCAUGUAUGUGCCUGGCCACCUGUCGCACAUGCUGUUCGAGACCCUCAAGAACUCUUUGCGCGCGGUCGUCGAGACGCAUGGGCAAGAUAAGCAGGAGUUCCCUGUGACAAAGGUGAUUGUCGCCGAGGGCAAGGAGGAUAUCACGAUCAAGAUCUCGGAUGAGGGUGGCGGCAUUCCGAGGUCUGCGAUCCCCCUUGUCUGGACGUACAUGUACACCACCGUCAACCGGCCGCCGAGCCUGGAUCCGGACUUUAACAAGAGCGAUUUCAAGGCGCCGAUGGCUGGGUUUGGGUAUGGUUUGCCGAUUUCGAGGCUGUAUGCGAGGUACUUUGGAGGGGAUUUGAAGUUGAUUAGCAUGGAGGGCUACGGCACAGAUGUCUACCUCCACCUCAACCGCCUCUCCUCCUCCUCUGAACCUUUGCAAUAG